UGAACAGAGUAAAUACUCCAAAAUUUAUAUGUUGAAGUACUAAAAAAUCAACGAAAAAUAUUGUGUAAUACUGUAUGCAGGAUGCGUAGACAGAUGAUUGAGAAAGAUCCAUUAUUGGAAUACUCGCAGAGCUCGGCUGAGUGGCUGGCGCUCUCGCCUUAUGAUGUCAUACGCAGACAGAACUGUAAGCUGCACAGAUAUGUGCAGCAUGAAGUUUAUCCCAGCAUCAGACCACCAGUGUCCAAAUGUAAUCCAGCACAGACUAUGCAAAGCUUAGUCGACGCAGUGCGCCAUGAUGGCUGCAAGGCGAACUUUAAUGGCGAGCAGCAUGAUUUAAUAGCGGCCUGGAAGCAAAGCCCGUAUAAGGAAACGUUGGGUUACUAUGGUAUAGGUCCUGAAUUUAGACGACCAGAAGCAGCUUCAUUUAAUCAAGUGAUCGCUAGUUGUCUAAAGAAAAGCGGUGCGCUUGCUGUGCAUACAACAAAAAAGUCCAAGAUAUCUUCCACUGUUAACAAACAGUCAGAGAAGAAACAAAAUGUCAAUCCCUAUUUUAGUUACGUUUUAAAUCGCGAAUCGCUGCGCAGCAAAGUCAACAAAAUGCCAGCAGUGCAAAGUAAUUUAAAAGCAGACCACGCAUUUAGUUGGCUACAUUGUCCUCGCAAAGCCGAGACCAAGAAAUCCUUGUGUAAAGAGCGCACCCAUGUAACUUUAAAAACUGCACUGGACGUGGAGCCAAGGGCUGACAGCCCUAAGCAUGCUCUAAAAAGCAAAUACAACUAUUGUGAAGACCAAUGUGGCCUGCCUGAGAAUAAAUGCACUGAGCUGGAGUGGCAAAGCUACAAACAGGAUCCUCAGGCCUCUAAAGAGCCUCUGGAAGUGACGGCAACCCAGGAAUCGGAGCCAUGUGACUAUGAUGAGUUAUAUGCGGAGCUACUUAGUUGCUUUGAUGCCAAACCAAAUAAAUGCGCAGAGUUUUAUGCUAAGUGCUGUGGCAAAAAGUCUAAGAGCGAUAAAGAUGGAGCCGGAGGAGAUGGAGCCGGCGGGGAUGGUGGUGCCGGUGAAGGUGAUUCGGACGACGACGACGACGGACGUGACAGUGGCAACCGCAUACCCAGACCACCAGACAAGCCUUCUAAAUUAGAUCAUGACGGACACGGUGAUCGUAAAAACAAGCUUGAUGACGAUAAAGACAAAAAGCACAAGAAAAUAAAAGACAAAGAUGGAGAUGAUGAUGAUGAUGAUGAUGAUGAUGAUAAAGGCGAUGGGAAACGCGAUAAAAAUCAGGAUGUUGAUACAGGCAAAAAGAAUAAGAAAAACGAUGAUCGAAAAACGCCUUUUAAGAUUCCUAAAGAGGAUGAUCUUGUAACGCAGCCUCCGUUGUCAAUUGACCCCAGCUCAGGGGAUGGGGAUGAGAAAAUUGAUUCUUUUCCACCUAUAGAUCCUCCUCCUGAAGAAAGUACACCUAAGGUGGAUGAAAAUAAACAGAAAAGAAAGAAAAAUGAGCCACGCAAAAAGAAAAUCAAACGCCGCAAUGUUAAGGAUAAAACGAAAGAUUGCCCAUGUCCAGUCUGCGAAUGCAAGCAGCCCGAGCCAGAUUCCCCAUGCAUGAGUGAAAUGAAGAAACAGCAAAAGCGACGAGAGCUCCAAGAGCGCCACAAUAUCCUGCACCGCAGCACAAAUGCGAUCCCAUCGAGUGUGAUAAUUGUUUUUGUGCAAAUACUAAUUUAAGUAAUUAUUGUGAAUGUUUGAAUGCCAUUGAUGAACUGCAGCGAGUAUUGGCUAAAACGCAACGAGCGAAGGAUCCUAUACUUUAUGAGAUUAAGGAA
Molecule: messenger RNA, 1826 nt
Organism: Drosophila busckii
Lineage: Eukaryota; Metazoa; Arthropoda; Insecta; Diptera; Drosophilidae
Exons: 2
Coding region: 82-1728 (548 amino acids)
Source: RefSeq, a predicted model, not a curated record